This is a messenger RNA of Acytostelium subglobosum LB1, 708 nucleotides long. RefSeq lists its product as hypothetical. Gene Ontology annotation, biological process: proteolysis. The coding region runs from base 1 to 708 and encodes 235 amino acids. The transcript is spliced from 3 exons. NCBI's taxonomy places the organism in Eukaryota, Evosea, Eumycetozoa, Acytosteliales, Acytosteliaceae. The record is from RefSeq and is a predicted model, not a curated record. Gene Ontology annotation, molecular function: deNEDDylase activity; cysteine-type peptidase activity.
AUGAGUGACGAUCCCAUUGUACUUUCAUUCAAAGAUAUUACAUUGUAUCAGUCUGAUGUGGAUAUACUUAGGAAUAGAUAUAAAUGGUUGAAUGAUGCUAUAAUAUCAUUCUACUUUGAAUACUUGUCAGACAAGCUACCAAUUGAUAAACAGACAGAGAUAACGUUCUUGAAUCCGACUACAGUAUUCAUGUUGAGUUAUCUUGAGAAUAGUGAUAACUUGGAUGAGAUCAAUAGUAUACUUGGACCAUUGAACCUACCUGAUAAAGCAUGCAUCUUCAUCCCAAUCAAUGAUAACAGUGACCCAAGUACAGUGGCUGGUGGCUCACAUUGGUCAAUACUUGUAUUUGUAAAGAAUAGCAAGCAGUUCUAUUAUUAUGAUUCGAUUGUUGGACAGACUGGAAACAGUCAUUAUGCUAUGAUUGCUGCACGUAAACUAUCAAUGUUGUUGACAGGUGUACCUUCGAAGGAACAGAGAAUCAACAUUAGACAAGCACCAAAGCAGACUAAUGGACAUGAUUGUGGACUGUAUCUAUUAUCAAUCACAGAGUUCAUUGUCAAGAGAAUGGUCGACCAACAUCAAUCACUACAGUUCACUGAUGAUAUUGAGAAAGAUAUGAUAUCAACACUGACGCCACAAUCUGUAACUGGUCUGCGACAAAACAUACUAGACUUGGUUACCAACCUCAAGGCCAAGGCUUCAAAUUGA